This is a messenger RNA of Toxorhynchites rutilus septentrionalis, 4380 nucleotides long. It is a transcript of the gene alpha-Man-IIa, whose product is annotated as alpha-mannosidase 2. Lineage: Eukaryota; Metazoa; Arthropoda; Insecta; Diptera; Culicidae. The transcript has 6 exons. Gene Ontology annotation, biological process: N-glycan processing; protein deglycosylation; mannose metabolic process. The record is from RefSeq and is a predicted model, not a curated record. Gene Ontology annotation, molecular function: carbohydrate binding; alpha-mannosidase activity. Gene Ontology annotation, cellular component: Golgi membrane. Bases 494 to 3913 code for a protein of 1139 amino acids.
AGUUAUUUCAGCUAACAGCAACCAAUCAGUGGAGCAAAGCGAACAAAAGCAGUGGUUUUUCGCGAAAAUCACCGCCGUCACAACAAAUACAGCUCGAAUAUGCCGUUGUUGGGUUGAAAAAAAAGUCAAAUUGCGUCUAAUAGGUGCAUCACUUUGACAAAGUAAUUUUGAAACGAAGGAUUAACGUUCAAAAUCGAACGACGCACAUAUUUAUGUUAGGAAUAAUUGGGUGCCGUAACUAAGCGGCUGUCUUCGGGAGGUGCUAAAAAUACGUGGAGAAAUUAUUGAUAAAGAGUGGUUUUAUUGCUAAGCGGGCUCUUACCGAUAACGAGAAUCAAAACUGAUUCAGAUAGUGGACAAAACAUGUGAAGAUAAUGUGGAAAAAGUGAUUUGCAGUUAUAGGAAUAAAUUUGCUGCAGUUAGAAAAAUUAAGGAAAAAAGUUUACUUAAAAUUGAAAAAAAAAACAAAAAAUUAGAAAAACUCGAAUUGAAAAUGGUUCGUAUUCGUCGAAAAUUUGUGUUUAUUCUGUCCGGUAUUGUCCUUUUCAUUUUCCUGCUACUGUAUGUAAUUUUGAACCAUUCGAUUUCGAUGGAGAAACCGAGCACGAAUUUCCUUCAGCUGGAGGACAAAAUCAAGCAACUGGAGACAGGUCUGAACAAGCACCGGCGUGAAUUCGGCGCUAUGAAGCAGCAGUUCGACACGAUUCGAUCUAAGAACGGUGGGCAACCACAGAACCAAGUCGAAGGCGAGGAGUACGGUGAGGAAUCCAAUCUGGACAAGAUCCCAGCCGUAGCGGCUCCACAUUUGGGAAAUCGUGAAAUGAUAAAAGACUCGGUAAUAAGUGCUAAUCGUGACACGGGGGGAAGUUGUUCCCUGCGGACAGACAUUGUUCCGCAGCCCGAUAUCCAGAUGCUGGAUAUGUAUGAACGGGUGCCAUUCGAUAACAUUGACGGUGGGCCCUGGAAGCAGGGUUGGAGGGUGACAUAUGACGAGAAGGAAUGGAACCAGCACCACAAGCUGAAGGUGUUCGUGGUACCUCAUUCCCACAAUGACCCCGGCUGGAUCCAUACCUUCGAUGAGUAUUACGAACGACAGACGAAACAUAUUUUUGCCAAUAUGCUUCGUCAUUUAGAGGAAAAUCCUGGACUUAAGUUCAUAUGGGCCGAGAUAAGCUAUUUUGCGAAGUGGUACGACAAUUUGGCCCCUUCACAGAAGGAUCUGGUGAAAAAAUUAAUAAAAAAUCACCAGCUUGAAUUUGUCACCGGUGGUUGGGUUAUGACGGAUGAAGCGAAUUCGCACUGGUAUUCGAUACUUUUGCAGCUUACCGAAGGUCAAACAUGGUUGAAAACUCGACUGAACGUGACUCCCACAUCAUCUUGGGCUAUCGAUCCAUUCGGUCAAUCAUCCGCAAUGCCAUUCAUUCUGAAGAACUCGGGUUUCGAAAAUCUGCUGAUUCAACGAACGCAUUAUAUAGUGAAGAAAAAUCUCGCCCUCAAACAGCAGCUCGAGUUUCGAUGGCGUCAGUUGUGGGACACUCAGGGUGACACGGACCUUCUGACCCAUAUGAUGCCAUUCUACUCGUACGACGUUCCGCAUACGUGCGGACCGGAUCCGAAAGUUUGCUGUCAGUUUGAUUUCAAGCGCUUGCCCAAUUUCGGUGUGUCUUGUCCCUGGCGUAUUCCACCCCAACCGAUAACCGAUGAUAACGUGGCGAGGAAGGCCGAGCUGAUAGUGGACCAGUGGCGGAAGAAAUCGGUACUUUAUAAAACACGAAAUGUGCUCAUUCCACUGGGGGAUGAUUUUCGGUACACGCAGAGCAAAGAGUGGGAGGCCCAACGGAUGAACUACGAAAAAUUGUUUGAAUACAUCAACAAUGAUCCUUCACUUAAUGUGGAAGCCAAGUUCGGUACUCUGCAGGAUUAUUUCGAUUCAAUCAGAAGAAGCUUUAAGGAGGAGGACUUCCCUUCAUUGAGUGGCGACUUCUUUACAUACGCUGACGUGAACGAGGACUACUGGAGCGGGUACUACACUUCGCGACCGUACCACAAGCGACAGGACCGAAUUCUGAUGAAUCAUAUACGAUCAGCAGAAAUGCUUCACGCGUGGAGCAUAUGGGAUGAGGAGUUUGACAUGGAUCGAAAGUUGGAAUAUGCAAGACAGCAGCUGUCGCUAUUCCAACACCAUGAUGGCAUUACCGGAACAGCUAAAGAUGACGUGGUAGCCGAUUACGCCAAGCGGAUGGCGAAGGCUUUGGAAGAGUGCAAGUUUGUCAUGCAGCAUGCAGUUUAUAGGUUGCUGACCACAGCGAAUGUCUACCAGGGUGAUCCAAAGUUCUCCUAUCUUACCGUUGACGAUUCCAGAAGUGUGGAUGGAACGGAUUCAACCCGACCGACGAUCAUAAUUGGCGAUGAACUGCCCAUCAAACACGUCGUUGUGCAUAAUUCCCUUCCUUUCCAGCGUGUGGAGCUCGUCGAGGUCUACAUUGGGAAACCAUUCGUUACUGUGCAGGAUUCACGCGACGGUCGCACCGUUCCCGCCCAAAUCGCACCCGUUUGGUACUGGCACACCAGACCGGAUGGCACCAGCACACCACAGGCGUCGAAUACGAAAUAUCGCUUAUUGUUCCGGGCCACGGUGCCACCGCUUGGUUUGGCAGUGUAUACCGUAAACUCUCGGAAUCGAGUUGAGGACAGUGACGGCGUUUCGUUCGCUAAAAUCACAAUCCUCUCGCAUACGCCUUUCUCGGAUAAUCUGCAGUCUGGUUAUCCGGUGGAGGUAGAAUUCGGUGAUCCGCGAGAGGUGUCGCUGAAAGUUGGUGACGGUCCAAGCGCGGCUUUCAAUUCGAAUGGACUGCUUAAAUCGGUGACCAUUGAUCGUAGUACGGUUCCGGUGCAUUUGGAUUUCCUCAAGUACGGAAUGAGAUUCACUUCCGGGAAGAGCGGUGCCUAUCUGUUCCAUCCGGAUGGUCCGGCCACCAAGCUUCGACUUGGUGAUCCGGUCGUUUUGAUUGUUAAAGGGCCGCUGGAGGCUAGUGUGACUACCGGGUUGCCGUUCGCAAACCAUCAAACGAUCCUCCGCGGAGAGGGAAUUGAGAUUGGGAACUUGGUGGAAAUAGGCAAUCGAGAAAACACUGAAAUCGUAAUGCGAAUUUCCACCACUAUCAACAGUGGGGAAUACUUUUACACUGAUCUCAACGGAAUGCAGAUUAUUAAGCGGAAAAGAUUCGACACGUUGCCGCUGCAGGCGAACUAUUAUCCAGUGCCGUCGGCAAUGUUUAUACAAGAUGAUAAUUUGAGAUUGACACUCUUGAGCGCGCAACCACUGGGUGGGUCAUCGCUGAAGACAGGGGAAAUCGAAAUUAUGCAGGAUCGUCGGUUAACCCAAGACGAUGACCGCGGUCUUGGUCAGGGUGUUCUUGACAACCUCCCGGUGCUUCAUCUGUUCCGGCUGGUGUUGGAAAGUCGUGAAUCGUGCACCAAGCUUGACCCGGGCUAUCCGGCUGGUUUUCUAACGAGUGCUGCAUACGGUGAGCUAAGAUCCCUGUUGCAUCCACUGGAGAAACUGAUAUUCAACGAGAACGAAUGGAUCGGACUUCUCCCAAGUUUUGGCGCUAAUCAUGAACCUUUAGAAAAGGGGUUGGAGGUGGUUGCGAUGAGGAAUCUGCCCCAUCUGCGAGCUGGGAGAGACAAAAAGUCUACCAUUGGGUUGGUGGUGCAUCGGACGAACUUUGAGGACUGUGGCUCGGAGGCGAAUGGCGAAGGAAGCCUUAACAUCAAAAAAAUGCUUGGCCUUGAUGAUCUUCAAGAAAUUCACAGCUCCCUGUUGACGCUGCUUCGAAAGCAGGAGCAUGUGUCCUCCGACGACAUUAGUCUGUGUCCGAUGGAUGCGAGAGGUUUUAUCAUCCAUCGAUAAAUGGGUUUGUUGCACCGGAAAAAGCCAGUGCCACCAUAAAGGUUCAAUCUAUUUUUGUGCGAUUUAUUUAUUUUAGUGACAAAAGCAUACAUACCUAGGCCAGUUUGCUGACAUUUUACCUGAUCAAAGUAACUCGAGUUAGAUGUGUGUGUGUGUGUGUGUGUGUGUGUGCGUGGGUGCACGAUAAUCAGAUUUGAAUGCGAAAAUUGCCGAUUGAACAUGUGAUAUUAUGAUGUAUGUUUGUUGAAUCUGUACGAAUGUUGCAUUCGUACAGGUCGAAUGUCUGAUUGGGAUAUUCUUUUUCUAUUAAUCUCAUAAGUACAAAAACACUGUAAAAUGUGAACAAAAUUGGACCCAGAAGCAAGAUCAGAAAAGUAAAUAAUAUGUGAAUGAAUAAUUAACAAAUUCACAACCACGUACGCAUAAUGGCACACCCAUACUUAAGAAGAUUGUGUACUACACAAAAA